AUGAGCAGACCCAAAGUCGUUCCAUAAGAAGAUUCAAGAAUGUAUUUCUUCGAAAAUGUUGAGGCUUCCUAAUAAGCAGAUAUUUUCAACCAUAUAAAAUACAAGAUUGACUCCAUUCUAUUGCUUUCUCGCCUAGACAGAGAACUUGACAUGAAGGAGUUUGCUAAAUUAUGUUCGAAUGUCGGUAAACCUAAAGAAUUUUUCAAACUCGCCAGAUACAGUGAACUAAUGAAAGGCCAAGUACUAAUAACUUUUGACAGUGUCCAGGAUAAAAGGUACUUCAUGAAUGUAAUGAGAAUAGUCUACCCAGAUUUCCUUAGUCAAGAACUUUCAAAGAUAGUCAAGUUCUUUUGUAUGAGUCAGUUUCAAGAAGAAAAGGAAAUUGAUUGGAAAGAUUUCUUCAUCAGAGCAUUCAAGGAAACCUAAACUGUGUUCUUAUCAACUGGAGCUGAAGUAUUGGCAACUGAUUACAGACUAUCAAAACAUGCCCUAAUGCAGCCAUUUAUGGAAACUACAUGUGUUGUAGUCGAAAUGAGUAAUUCAUUCUAUGGACUUGAAUUGUUCCUUCAUCUUAAUGAUGGCAUAUUACAAAAGACAGGAGUUUUUUAAAGUUUCUAACUCUAUGCACUUUUUGAAGCAGAUGAGGAGUAAAAGGUUGUAACUGUAGAAAAGAAGGAACUCUAAAAAAUUGAGGAUGAUGCAGAGAAAGCAGAGAAACACAUCUCAAACUAUAUUGAUAAGCAAAUGGCUAUGAUAAUGUCUGCUGAUAAGUACAAAGAAAAGGGAUUAGAUAAAGCAAGUGCUUAGGUCAAAACUGUUGAGUAUUUGAAAUAAAUGGGAGAUUAGUUAAAGAAGGUUAAAGUAACUGAGCUAGUAAAGUAUCUUGAUUCAACCAAGCCCUACAUUGCUGAGCUUACUCCAGAAGACAAAGAUGAUCUUGCUCAUUAAAUACUAUAUAUUCAAGAUGCCAAUAAAAAUUAAGGUCCAUUUACUAGAAAUAACGAACCAUUGUUAUUCAUAACUGCUCAUAAUGUUUAAAGAUAUUGGGACUAUGAUCAUCUUAAGUAUAGCAACAAGAGAGAUCCUACUGUAGCAGAAAUGGAGUAAUCACUAUACUAGUUCAAUCCAGCUAUUUCAAAAGAACUCUCACCGGUAAUUCAAAAACUUUAAGGAUAAAAAGAUACUAUUAAGCAAAACUAUUGCUGCAUUACUCAUGCUGUUUCUUAAAAUCUACUGAAUGCUGAUUCUAAAAAUAUGUGCAGAGAUGUUAAUAAACUAGCUAUUAAUGCGUUCUUUAAUGAAAUAGGAUUAAAAUAAGGAGACUAACAUGUCGAUGCUCAAUUUUUCACUAAUUAUGCUGAAAGCUCAAGAAGACUAAAUUCUGUAAUGCCUGUUCUUAAUAGUGUACAUCUUUGGGGGAGAUAUAAGCAAUAGUUUGAUGCUGACAUUGAAUCAGUGACUAUCUAUCAUACAGCUCCCUAGGUAGAUCAAAAAUAUCAUUCAGGCUAAGUGUACAGGAAUAUUAAUUGGGUAUAUGGAAUGAAAUCACUUUCAACUGCCCUCAAAUUUGGAGGAGAAGCUGUCUAUAUUAUUACUAUACCUAAAGAGCAUUUUAAUUCCAUCUGUCAUUUAUGCAAAGAUAGCUACGUAAUUCCACCAAUGCAAGUUAUUUAAUACCUAGAAUCACAAACAAUUUCAUAUCCAUAAGAAACUGAGCUCCCAUACAAAAGUGUGAAACUUCACUAGUUUAAGGUAGUUGAUGAUUACAAAAACUUCAUUAAAUGGCAAAGAAAAGAAGUCAUCAAAGGGCACUGA
Molecule: messenger RNA, 1815 nt
Organism: Stylonychia lemnae
Lineage: Eukaryota; Ciliophora; Spirotrichea; Sporadotrichida; Oxytrichidae
Source: the annotation of a GenBank genome assembly